Molecule: messenger RNA, 960 nt
Organism: Chara braunii
Lineage: Eukaryota; Viridiplantae; Streptophyta; Charophyceae; Charales; Characeae
Source: the annotation of a GenBank genome assembly
AGUAGGGAAGACCAGUGAAAGUAGCUGGAGAUGGUGUCGAAUGUUUUAUGGAACCCAAGAUGACCGGCAGUCUUGGCAUCGUGGUGUUCGGCCAAGAGUUGGGUACGAAGACCACAUGCGUCAGGGAUGCGAAGUCAGCGAGUGCCUUUGGUAUCGAUGUAAAGGAGAUUGUCAUGGAGGGAGUAGUCGGGGACAGGGUUGAGGUCACGAAGUGUGUUGUAGAUGGUGGCGAAGUCUGGGCAAGAGAGAUAGCCUUGGGUGUAGCGAUGGUGAAGAGAUGGGUGGAGUUGGAUAUGUGUCAUUGUGGCAAAAACUUUGUCAGGGGGUUUGUGAUCGGGGCGCCGGGAGAGGGCAUCAGCAACACGGUUGCUUUUGCCGGGUAUAUGGCAGAUGGUGAAGGUGAACUGGGCGAGAAAGUACGGGCGCCAGACUUUGAGCGCGUGGAUCAUGGCGAGGAGCUCCUUCUCGUUGGAGGGGUAAUUCAUUUCCGCGGGAAUGAGUUUCUUGCUGGCGAAGGCAAUGGGGUAUUCACCUGGUGGAGCCUCGGGGUGGGUAGGGGAUUCCUUGAUGGAGGGAGUUUCGGUGGUGUCACGAGGGAAAUGUUGGGACAGGACGGCUCCAAUGGCGAAGUCGGAGCCGUCGGUGGUGACGUAGAAAUGGCAAGUGGGGUCGGUGAUCUUGAGGACGGGGGCGGUGGUGAUGAGUUGUUUGAUGGCAUCGAAGGCAUUUUGUCGGCGGUCGUUCCAAGUGAAGGGUUCGUCCUUGCGGGUGAGUUCGUGGAGAGGGUACGACCUUUAGCGGAGACGAUGUGGCCAAGGUAUUCAACGCUUGAAGCGGCAAAGGUGCAUUUGCUGAGCUUGGCGUAGAAUUUUUGCUCUCUGAGGAUAGAGAGGACUUGGGGGAGAUGUUGAAGGUGGGACUCGAAGGUGGGGCUAUAGACAAGGAUAUCAUCGAGGUAGA